AUGUCUACAAUUUAUUCCUCACCAAUGACGCCCUCGAAGCUGCGCAUUAAGGACGAUCUCUACAAUCGUCUCGCUCCAUCUCACACCGAUGAGAUGUUGUACAAAGCUGUCAAAACAAGAAGUUCCAACUAUUUUCACACCGGUGAAGGUGCUAUAAGCCACGAUCAACAAGCGUCCAAUGAAGAUACGAACCGUAACAGAAGCGGUUGUCCUUCGCAAGUGAUAAAAGAAAGAAUUAUUACGAAGCAUUCACCAACCCAUGGAGAUGAGUGCGAGAAUACGGACACAGGGGUUGCACACAAGUCUGCGUUUAUCUUUCCGGCCCAGUUCUACAAGAACUUGUUUGCCGCUUCGGCGUCUCUGCUUAAGAAACAGCAGUCUGGGUCGGAUACCUGCCGCCAUUAUCCAGAGGACCAUUCGGAGGAUGAAACUGGACACGAUGAGCAGGCGGAAGAUCUUUCUAACCCUACGGCGAGUUCACCUCUGGAGUUCCCGCGAAGUCUGUUCCCCAACCCAUCGUCCUCACAGGCUCAAGCACAGCAACAAAGUGCGUCAGGCGGUGCACAUCCGGAAAUUGACCGUGAUGUUGACACGAGUGAAAGUAAUGAGAUCCUGGAGAAACCGUCAAACGCAUUCCCGUGGCUGUCAGAGGCGACCAACAACAACGACUAUACCAAGGGCAAUAACAAUCAUCACGGUACGCCGCCCCAUCUACAUCCGCACCCUCACCAUCCGCAUCACCAUCAUCACCACCAUCAUCCGCACCAUUCCCAUCAUCCUCACCUGCCGCACUCGGCUGCAACCUCGGCCGGAAGUCAGUCCAAUCUUGGGCCAGCUUCAAGCAGCUCACUAGCUGCCGCCAACUGUCGGCACGGACAUCCGGAAGACACCAAGUGUCGCUCGGUGAACUGCGGGCCACCGCAAUCGCCCUCGGCCUCCUCCAGCCUAGCAGCGAACGAGGGAGCUACUCCCGAUUCCAGCAGCACCACGGCGACCGCCACGGCUAUCCCCAACUUUAACCAGAUGCCCGUCCCGGGCGGUGUGCAGGGCCAGAACCCGACCCAGGGCCUCGUGCACUGGAUGAGCGCGGUAAUGGCCGAGCAUAUGACCUCCAACCCGCACCAUGAUCCGGCUGCCGUCGGGAUGCACUACAUGUGGAACGGACCGGUCGAGCAAUGUGGACAGCACACGAAGGAUAUGGACGCAUACGGUGGUUGGCCGACACCCCGGAACCCGAUGGCGAUGAAGCAAGGAUACGAGGCAAAAAUGAAUCCAGUCGAUCAUCACCAUCACCACCAUCAUCACCAUCACAACAACCUGCAGAAGGGGCACAUGAUCGAUGAUGGGCGCUUGCUGGAUCAUCACACCAUGCAAACGGGCGCUGCCCAGAUGAGCCAACUGUACGGUGCCCGCGGAUCAUCCAGCAGUAGCUCACCGGGCGGCGGACUCACCGGACACGGUGGUCCCCCGAAUCCGGCCACCGCACUGCUCGUCGUACCUCAGCCCAUCAAUGCGACCAAGAUCGGUGGUACCGGACUGCCGAACGGAACUGGCCGAAAGUAUCAGUGCAAAAUGUGUCCCCAGAUCUUCACCUCCAAAGCGGACCUGCAGCUGCACACGCAAAUUCACAUGCGUGAAGCCAAGCCGUACAAAUGCUCCCAGUGCAAUAAGGCGUUUGCCAACUCGAGCUACCUGUCGCAGCACACCCGCAUCCAUCUCGGCAUCAAGCCGUACCGGUGCGAGAUCUGUCAGCGCAAGUUCACGCAGCUGUCGCACCUGCAGCAGCACAUCCGGACGCACACCGGGGACAAACCGUACAAGUGUCGGCAUUCGGGCUGUCUCAAGGCAUUCUCGCAGCUGUCCAACCUGCAGUCCCACUCGCGCUGUCACCAGACGGACAAACCGUUCAAGUGCAACUCCUGCUACAAAUGUUUCUCCGACGAACCGUCGCUGCUGGAGCACAUCCCGAAGCACAAGGAGUCGAAGCACCUGAAGACGCACAUCUGUCAGUACUGCGGAAAGUCCUACACCCAGGAGACCUACCUGUCGAAGCACAUGCAGAAACACGCCGAACGGACAGAUAAACGGCCUCCGAUUGGGACGCGAAGUAGCAAUAGUACGGUCAACCUGAGUGCGUCCACUCCCGGCAGUAGCAGCUCGGGCAGUGGCAGUGCAUCGAACGGACCAACGACCACCGUCGGUCCGGCCACUAUGACCGGCGAGAGCACGUUCUGGCCGAAGGUAAGCCCGGACUCGGCCGCGGCCACCAUCAACGAUGUCAUCAACCAACAGAACAAUCACCACGACUUCAGCCUAACUCCGAAUGGCAGCGCAACGAAUGGCAGCAACGGUAGCACCGGCAAUGGUUCUGCAACUAAUGGGCCACAAUCGGGCGGUGGAAAUGCGGUACAUGGGUCCGGGUCGGACCUUCCCGGAUCCCACCAUCAGCGGGAUGAUGCUGUCGACGAGCUGGUUGGAGCAGGCCGAGGACCACCCGACAAUGCGAACACACCCAACGGAAACACCAACACCGGCACCGGAGGUAAUCAAGGGUCCGCACAGCAGCAGCAGCAGCAGCAACAGCAACAACAACAGCAGCAGCAACAACAACCUCCACCGCAGCAGCACAACGGAACUGCACCCAUGAACGGCAACCUGGCAAUCCCACCCGUCUCAACACCCAUGUCCGCUAGCUACGACUCGAGCAGCAUAGCGAAGGCCACCAGCAACUCGGCCUUCACGCCGAUCAACGCGAUGCCACCGCAUCUGAACAGCCUGCAGCACCACCAUCAGCUAGCGACACAGAGGCCCUCCUAUCUGUACGAUGCCAUCAGCUUCCAGAACCAGAAGGCCGCCAUGGCACAAAGUCCUUCGAAUGCAUUUCCCAACCAGCUGAUCUCGCUGCACCAGAUACGCAACUACGCGCAUCAACCUGCCGGUGGGUUAAUGGCCGGUGAGCAUCUGCUCGGUGUCACCGUCGGUCCCGGAGGCAAGGACAAGGGUUAA
Anopheles marshallii is the source of this 3006-nucleotide messenger RNA. Its product is annotated as zinc finger protein rotund-like. The transcript is spliced from 5 exons. The record is from RefSeq and is a predicted model, not a curated record. The coding region runs from base 1 to 3006 and encodes 1001 amino acids. Gene Ontology annotation, biological process: regulation of transcription by RNA polymerase II. Gene Ontology annotation, molecular function: DNA-binding transcription factor activity, RNA polymerase II-specific; RNA polymerase II cis-regulatory region sequence-specific DNA binding. NCBI's taxonomy places the organism in Eukaryota, Metazoa, Arthropoda, Insecta, Diptera, Culicidae. Gene Ontology annotation, cellular component: PcG protein complex; transcription regulator complex.